Messenger RNA from Budorcas taxicolor (takin), 6543 nucleotides. It is a transcript of the gene FREM1, whose product is annotated as FRAS1 related extracellular matrix 1. The record is from RefSeq and is a predicted model, not a curated record. The transcript is spliced from 36 exons. Gene Ontology annotation, cellular component: membrane. Lineage: Eukaryota; Metazoa; Chordata; Mammalia; Artiodactyla; Bovidae. Gene Ontology annotation, biological process: cell communication. The coding region runs from base 1 to 6543 and encodes 2180 amino acids.
AUGAGCUCUCCGAGCUGGGGUGGGCUUGGUGCCCUGCUCCUGCUGCUGCUGCUCCCAGGCUGGGCCAGCCCCACCUUUGUCCGUGUUAACCAAGGGGUCAGGGUGAUGAAGGGCAGUUCCGCCUUCCUGUCUCAAGAUGACCUGAAGUUCACCAUCCCCAAAGAGAAAGAUGCCUGCAAAGUGGAAGUCGUGAUGAAUGAGCCAAUAACCCAGAGGGUUGGGAAACUUACUCCACAGGUUUUUGACUGCCAUUUCCUUCCCAAUGAGGUAAAAUAUACUCAUAAUGGUUGCCCAAUUCUUGAUGAAGACACAGUGAAGCUUAGACUCUACAGGUUUACUGAGACAGACACCUUCACGGAAACCUUUACCUUGCGGGUCUACCUCCUGGAACCAGACUGUAACAUCAUCCGCAUGAGUGAGGAUGCACUGGAGGUGUCUGAGUUCUACGGCCUGUCCCGAGUCAUUGAUAAGAAUCUGCUCAGAUUUGAUUACGAGAGGAUGGCCAGCCUGGAAUGCACAGUCAGACUGGACCCUGUGGGAACUCAGCUGCCAGCCCACGGCCAGUUGGUUCUGGUGGAGCCCCAGCUGGAAGAACCUCGUGGAGAUCAGCCACAUAGUUUCUUCCCUGAGUCUCAAUUGGGAACAGAGCCGAAGUGUCCAGGUGGCAGGUGUACCCUGGGACUGAAGAAAGUCGGAAGUCUCAAAGUGAGCUGUGAGGAGUUCCUGCUGAUGGGGCUUCGAUACCAACACCUGAGUUCCCCUUCUCCCAACAUUGAUUACUUCUCCAUCCAACUGGACCUCACAGAUAGCAGGAGUAAAAUCACAUACAAGUCAGAGCGUGCGUGGCUGCCUGUCUAUAUCAGACCUGGAAUUCCCAAUCAGAUUCCAAGAGCUGCAUUCAUGGCCAUGUUUAUUCUGGAAGUGGAUCAGUUCAUCCUGACCUCACUGACUACAUCGGUUCUGGACUGUGAAGAGGAUGAGACCCCCAAACCCUUGCUGGUGUUCAACAUUACUAAAGCUCCGCUCCAGGGCUAUGUGACUCACCUGUGGGAUCACACCAGACCAGUGUCCUCCUUUACCUGGAAGGAUCUAAGAGAUAUGCAGAUUGCCUAUCAGCCACCAAACAGCAGCCAUUCUGAGAGGAGACUUUAUGAGGUGGAGCUGGAGGUCUAUGACUUCUUCUUUGAGAAGAGCGCACCUAUUACAGUCCACAUCUCCAUCAGAACAGCAGAUACAAAUGCCCCGCGAGUGUCCUGGAACACAGGUCUGAAUCUCCUGGAGGGACAGUCUAGGGCCAUUACAUGGGAACAGUUUCAGAUUGUGGACAAUGAUGACAUUCAUGCUGUCCAGGUAGUCACUGUGGAUGGCCUGCAGCACGGACACCUUACUGUGAGAGGGGGGAAAGGGUUUCUCUUCACUGUGGCUGACCUUCAGGCUGGAGUCGUUCGAUAUCAUCAUGAUGACAGUGACUCCACCAAAGACUUUGUGGUCUUCAGGAUAUUUGACAGCCAACACAGCAUCCAACAUAAGUUUCCCAUCAACAUCUUGCCCAAAGAUGACAGUCCGCCAUUCCUCAUAACAAAUGUUGUGAUUGAACUGGAAGAGGGGCAGACCAUACUAAUUCAGGGUUCCAUGCUGAGAGCUUCAGACAUGGACUCCAGUGAUGACUACAUCUUCUUUAAUAUCACGAAACCCCCACAAGCUGGAGAGAUCAUGAAGAAACCAGUGCCAGGACUGAUAGGCUAUCCAGUCCCUGGCUUCAUUCAGAGGGAUCUAUUCAAUGGCAUCAUUUACUAUCGUCACUUUGGUGGAGAAAUCUUUGAAGAUUCAUUUGAAUUUGUCCUGUGGGACAGCCACGAACCUCCAAAUCUCUCAGUGCCACAGGUGGUGACAAUCCAUAUCACUCCAGUAGAUGACCAGCUUCCAAAAGAGGCUCCCGGAGUUUCUCGGCAUUUAGUUGUCAAGGAAACAGAGGUGGCCUACAUCACUAAGAAACAUCUACAUUUUAUAGAUACAGAAUCACAAGACAGGGAGCUGCUCUACACAAUAACCGCUCCUCCAUUUUUCUCCUCCAGCCGCAGACACUUAGAUGCUGGGAAAUUAUUCAUGGUGGACAGCAUACCAAGGCUAACCAAGACUCCUGCAGCUCCAGGGUUAAAAUAUUUCACUCAGCAUGCUGUGAACCAUAUGAAAGUGGCCUACAUGCCACCCAUGCAAGAUGUAGGUCCGCAUCCAAGACACGUCCAGUUUGCCUUUUCCGUCAGUAACCAGCACGGUGGGACGCUAUAUGGGAUCUGCUUUAAUAUCACGAUUCUUCCGGUGGACAAUCAGGCCCCAAAGGUGUUUACCAAACCUCUGAGAGUGGUUGAGGGAGGUCAGUGUGUCAUCAGCACAGAGCAUGUCCUAGUUUCUGACGAGGACACCGAACCGGACAACGUCCACCUCUCCUUGCAGAGUCUGCCUCAGCAUGGAACGGUGGAGCUAGAUGGAAUCCCUCUAAACACAGGGGCCACGUUUUCUUGGGGAGACCUCCAGGCCUUAAAACUUAGAUAUCAGCAUGAUGGAUCUGAGGAAUUUCAGGAUGACAUACUACUGCAGGUCACAGAUGGCACAAAUGCAGCUGAGUAUGUUCUACACGUUGAGGUGUUCCCUGUAAAUGAUGAGCCACCAGUGCUAAAGGCGGACCUCAUUCCCAUGAUGCAUUGCUCCGAGGGUGAAGAGGUGGUCAUCACUUCUGAAUACAUUUUUGCUACUGAUGUGGACAGUGAUGAUCUGAAGCUGAUGUUCGUGAUUGUUGGAGAACCUCAGCAUGGGACUGUGAGGAGAGCUGGGGUUAGGGUACAUCAAUUCUCUCAGGAAGAUGUUGUCGCAGGGGUUGUGACGUACAAACACACAGGUGGUGAGAUUGGCCUGAUGCCUUGUUUUGACGCCAUUACAUUGGUGGUUUCGGACAGAGAAGCUGGUCCUUUUGUGAAUGGCUGCUGUUACAAAGGGCCUCAUCCAUCUGUUCCUCUUCAUGAGUCCUUUCCAAUGUAUGAUCUCAACAUCACAGUGUAUCCAGUGGACAACCAACCACCUUCAGUUGCCAUAGGUACCAUGUUCGUUGUGGAUGAGGGUUUCGCAGCAGCCCUUACUGUUAACCAUUUGUCUGCCACUGAUCCUGACACUGCACCAGAUGACUUGGAAUUUGUUUUGGUUUCUCCUCCCCAGUUUGGCUACCUUGAAAACACACUCCCUUCUGCAGGUUUUGAAAAGAGCAAUAUGGGCAUCAGCAUAGCUUCGUUUCAGUGGAAAGACAUGAAGGCUUUACAUAUUAACUAUGUGCAGUCCAGGCAUCUGGGGAUGGAACCAACGGCUGACAAGUUUGUGUUGUAUGUCACUGAUGGGAAGCGACGCUCCAUGGAGAUACCAUUUUACAUUAUAAUCAACGCUACAAAUGAUGAAGCUCCUGAUUUUAUAGUGCAGAAUAUUACUGUGUGUGAGGGUCAGAUGAGAGAGCUGGAUUCUUCCAUCAUCAGUGCUACUGACCGGGACAUUCCCAAGAACCCCUUGCUGUUCAGUAUCACUCACAAACCGCGUCAUGGCCUCCUCAUCAACAGUGCAUUUAGCAGAAACUUUUUUCAAUAUAAGCAAUCAGCCAACCCCGGCCAGAAGCAUGAACUUGUCUACAACUUUUCCAUGGAACUUCUCAAGAAUGGAAUGAGGCUGAUGUACGUGCACGAUGAUUCAGAGAGUCUUACUGAUGACUUUACAAUCCAGGUGUCAGACGGGAAACAUAAGAUACUUAAAACCGUUUUUGUAGAGGUCACCCCAGUUAAUGAUGAGAAACCAAUGCUGAGCAAGAAGGCUGAAAUUACAAUGAAUAUGGGUGAAACUCGUAUUAUUUCUAGUGCUGUUCUCUCAGCCAUAGAUGAAGACUCACCCAGGGAGAAGAUUUACUAUUUAUUUGAAAGACUUCCCCAAAAUGGGCAACUUCAACUUAAGAUAGGGAGGGACUGGGUCCCUCUGUACUCUGGCAUGAAAUGCACUCAGGAAGAAGUGGAUUUGAACUUGCUGAGAUAUACACACACUGGGGCCAUGGACUCCAAGAACCAAGACAGCUUCACCUUCCACCUCUGGGAUGGUGACAAUAGGUCACCGGCAUUUGACUGUCACAUCACCAUCAAGCAUAUGGGAAAAGGUGAUAUUGUCAUCCUGGCAAAACCACUUGUGGUGUCUAGAGGUGGCAGAGGUUUCCUGACGACCACCACUCUCCUUGCUGUGGAUGGAACAGACAAGCCCGAGGAACUUCUCUACGUCAUCACCUCCCCACCGCAAUUUGGCCAGGUUGAGUACGGCCGCUAUCCUGGGGUCCCCAUUACAAGCUUCAGCCAAAUGGAUAUAGCAGGACAGACAGUCUGCUAUGUGGAUAAGAGCACAACAGCUGUCUACAGAGACACAUUCAGAUUCAUCGUCAGCAAUGGACUUCAGACCAAGCCUGGGGUUUUUGAGAUCACACUGGAGACUGUGGACACAGCCUUACCCGUGGUGACCAGGAACAAGGGGUUGAGACUGGUUGAAGGGGCCACAGGCCUGCUCUCCCCUGACCUCCUGCAGCUGACCGACCCUGACACUCCAGCCGAGAAACUCACCUUCCUUCUGGCCCAGCUCCCACGGCAUGGCCAGCUCUACCUGCAGGGGAUGGUGCUGAUCCCACGCAAUUUCACUCAGCUGGAUGUGGACAGCGGGCAUGUGGCCUAUCGGCACUUGGGAGGGAAUUCUCGGACUGACCACUUCACUUUUGUGGCCGCAGAUAGGACAAACCACGGCUUUCUUGUGGAUGGGAGAGUGUGGCAAGAACCUGUAUCAUUCACCAUCCAGGUGGACCAGUUGGACAAAGCGGCCCCCCGCAUCACACACUUGCAUUCCCCUUCUCAAGUAGGGCUCUUGAAAAAUGGUUCUUACGGGAUUUACAUCACUUCCCGCGUGUUGAAGGCAUCAGACCCUGACACUGAUGAUAAUCAGAUCAUCUUUAAGAUUUUACGAGGCCCCCAACAUGGGCAUCUGGAGAACUCAAUGACAGGUGAAUUUAUCCAUGAGAAAUUUAGCCAGAAGGACUUAAACAGUAAGACCAUUCUUUACAUCAUAAACCCAUCUUUGGAAGUAAAUUCAGAUACCAUGGAAUUUCAAGUCAUGGAUCCCACAGGGAACUCCGCCACUCCUCAAAGUUUGGAACUGAAGUGGUCUCAUAUUGAGUGGUCACGGACUGAAUAUGAGGUCUGUGAGAAUAUGGGCAUGCUGCCCUUGGAAAUUACCAGAAGGGGAUAUUCCAUGGACUCAGCCUUUGUGAGUGUACAGGUCAACCAAAUGUCAGCUACAGUUGGAAAGGAUUUCACCAUGACUCCAUCUAAGCUGGUUCAGUUUGACCCAGGAAUGUCAACUAAGAUGUGGAAUAUAGCAAUUACCUAUGACGGAUUAGAGGAAGAUGAUGAGGUCUUUGAAGUAAUUCUGAACUCCCCUGUGAAUGCGGUUCUUGGCACAAAGACAAAAACUGCAGUGAAAAUUUUGGACUCAAAAGGAGGGCAGUGCCAUCCUUCAUAUGCCUUCAGUCCAGACAUGCCCAGUGCAGGGGAGAAGGGCGUUCGGCACCUGCUCUCCCCAGGGGCUUCCUCACCCACCACUUCUGGUGUCUUUCAUCUGGAAAGAAGACCCCUUCCCGCUUCCGAGCUGCUAGCAGUCACCAGGGGUGACGCCCUGCGGGACUUUGGUUCUGAAGAUCUUUCUCCAGUGAAGCUUAGGACCCGAGGCAAUGGCAAAACAGUUCCUCCAUCCUCUGUUUAUAGAAAUAGAACAGACAUCAUCUAUAACUAUCAUGGGAUGAUUUCCCUGAAAUUGGAAGAUGACAGCUCCCCAGCUCGCAGAAGGAAGGCCAACAUAUCCAUUAUUAGUGAGCCCCAAAAGACAACCAAAGUGGCAGAACCGCCUCAAGCCGAUAAGGAGGAAUCCACAACCGGCUCACACUUCCCCAGACAGGACCCGUUGCCCUCAUUCCCAAAGAACUGCACGCUGGAAUUAAAGGGACUCUUCCACUUUGAAGAAAGCCUCCAAAAACUGUACAAGUGUGAUGGAAUUGCCUGGAGAUCCUGGAGCCCCCACACCAAGGAGGUGGAAGAUAAAUCCUGCCCCGCUGGGUGGCACCGUCAUUCAGGCUACUGCCACUCCUUGAUCACAGAGCAGAAAGGCACAUGGACUACAGCUGCCCAAGCUUGCAGAGAACAACACCAGGGCAGCCUUGUAACUGUCAUCUCCAGGCAGCACAUGCGAUGGCUUUGGGACAUCAGUGGAAGAAAGCCGUUUUGGAUAGGUUUGAAUGACCGAGUGCGUGCUGGCCACUGGGAGUGGAUUGGCGGUGAACCUGUGACCUUCACCAACUGGAGGAGAGGGCCCCCUCAACGUUCAAGGCAUGGCAAGGACUGUGUUUUGGUUCAAAGGCCAGGAAAAUGGCACACAAAGGACUGUAGGAAGGGAAAAUCUCACAAUUAUGUGUGCUCCAGGAAACUCUAA